UUAUUUUUGUAGACUUUUGAUGUGGCGUGUGUGAUCAGGAUUUGGGGUUUUAUACCGGAAGUGACGUCAUCUGUUGUGUCGCCGUUUCUGUCUCUGUAACUGUCUCGUCUUACCAACCGUUUCCUUGUUCCACCUCAAACUGCCGUUUUGCCGUUUGCUGGACUGCUGGAUGGACAUUUUUGUCACAGGAGCUCGACGUCGCUUUGCCGGAUUGUGUUAUCAGUGAAGGGAAAUGGCUGCUGCGGUGCUGCAGACGCGAAUAAGCGCCAUAUUGGACGUGUUAACGAAGGCAGCCGUGGCGGAGAUCAGCCAGCUCAUUCAGGACGACAGCGCCGUGUAUCACCGCGAGAUGAAACGGAGGGAGGACGAGAUCGAUGGACUGAAGAAGCGUCUCCAGGUCACCGAGAAAGAGCUGAAGAAAGUGCAGGCGACCGUGUUAUCCAAGUGUUCAGUCGGGGUUCAGGUGGAAAUGCUGGCUGCAGAUGUAAUCCCAGGCAGAAAAGAAGCGGUCCCCAUGAACCAGGUGGAAACAUUGAAAGAUGAGAAACCGAACCUACAUGACAAACCGCUCCCGUCUUCUCACCACCUCGCGAAAGAGUCCAGAAGUCUGCCAGAGGUCCGAGGGGAGAAGCUCCGGGAUCCGAGGCAUGAGGAAGAGGAGUUCAGCAGCCUGGAGUUUGAGAUGAAAAUUGAGCAAGUGGAAGAGCUGGUGGAUCAGGAGCUGAGCCUCGAGCGAGCAGAUUACAGCAUGGCAGACCCGAGCGUGAGUUCGGAGCACAAAACGGACCCGAGAGGCGCGCAUCUCUGGCCGUCCAUGGAAGACGACGCGGCGAAUGAGUUCUCCGUCCCUGACGGCUGUAUGGUGUUAGAGCAGUAUGAACAGAUUCCCACAGACCAAAGUCUGGCCCAGGUGAUGAAGGAGCCGCUCAACGUGCAUCUUCACAACGGGUCCAACAAACACGUCGAUUCGUUUGGUUCGCCGCACGUCCGCGAGAUGCAGUUUGAGAGCAACGUUCCGAAAAACUCUGAGUAUGGACAGAUUAGGGACGGUAUGGGUCACGUCAAAGCAUCGAGGCUAUUAAAUAGCAACAAGAACAGACACGUGUUCGGAGCAGUGCCGCGCUCACAUGGACAUUUACCCACCAGUUCUUUCUCAAUGCCCGACAUGGUUCCUGUGCGCCAAACCACUCAGACCAGCCAUGUCGGGUCGAAACCCUUUCGUUGUGAGGAAUGUGGUAAAGGAUUUACCCAGAGAAUGAGACUGAUCACUCACAAGCGCAUACACACGGGUGAGAAGCCUUACCACUGCCAGCUCUGUGGCAAGAUGUUUUCCAGGCAGGAUAACUGCCUCAGGCAUGUACGUCUACACAGCGUACAAGGGUGGUAACGAAUCUUCUUUUAUUGUUGGACUUGUCUUGUUUUUUCCCCCUUUGUUGUCAGAUUCCGAGCUUAGUUUUCAUGCGUUUUCAUUUUCAAAUCACAAAACAAAACCAAGAACAUUCAAAUGGAACGACUAAAGUCAGAUUUGCCGGAUGUAAGAGUUACGAGCUUUGGUAUAUUCUACAUGUAGAAGAACAUCUUGUACUAUGCAUUGUGCUAAAUAUCAUACAAUGUAAAGGAUUCACAAAGGCAUGUUGGACACCUUCAGGAGGUAUGCAGGGCUGCGUCCCAAACCACAUCAUGCAUACUUCAUAGGGCUUUGAUGUACUGAUAUACAUAUUUUUGUAUUUUAUAUAUAGCAGGGUUUUCUCUGAUUUUUUGCACACAGGGACUUGCAUAGACUUAAUAAUGCGCUUGAUAUUUAUUGGUGCUUUUUAUUCUCGAAUUCGUCGCCAUCACAACACGUAAGUUGACAUAUUAUUUAUUUGCUUGUUUUCUGGUUUAUUCACUUGUUGGUGGGUUUGAUUUCUGGCACCAAAAUCACAGAGCAUGUUUUACGCACCCCAUUUGAUAUAUUGUGUAUAGGAUUGGGACAAAUGUUAGAGUGGUCCAGAUUUUAUUUUUUUUCUUUCAGAAAUGACCGUUAAUACAACAAAAUACAGCUUAAGUAUAAUCAUUUUCUUGUGGGAGGAGGAGGAAACCAACAUUGUCAAUUCAGAUAAAAAGAAAACUGACUAGACCUGACAUUAAAUUUUAUUUAAAGCUAAGCUAUGAUGUCCAAAUAUGCUUUUCAUUCAUGCUGCUGCUUAAAAAAAAAAAAAAAAAAACACCACAAAAGCUUUUAUUUGAAAAUCAUGACUGAAUUAUUUUCUGUUCUUGACAAAAUGGUAUCAUUUUAUGUCCGAUCUUGGAAGUUGCUUUUUGGGAAAGGCCUCUGGGUCUCUGAUUGAAAGGCUCUUUUGCCUUGUAUAACUCAAAUGCAGUCCAAAAGGUUAAUCAGUGGCAUAUAAUUGUGCAAUUACAAUUCAAUAAAUAAAAUAAAUUGGCAUAAAGAA
This is a messenger RNA of Silurus meridionalis, 2435 nucleotides long. Its product is annotated as zinc finger and SCAN domain-containing protein 21. The record is from RefSeq and is a predicted model, not a curated record. Gene Ontology annotation, molecular function: RNA polymerase II cis-regulatory region sequence-specific DNA binding; DNA-binding transcription factor activity. Lineage: Eukaryota; Metazoa; Chordata; Actinopteri; Siluriformes; Siluridae. Bases 233 to 1387 code for a protein of 384 amino acids. Gene Ontology annotation, biological process: regulation of transcription by RNA polymerase II. The transcript has 2 exons.